AUGUAUGGUAGGGGUGCCAAAGGUCAGGAUUCUCCUCAAGGCAAGAAAGAAAAACCUAGUAGUAGAGAUGAGAAAUCARGUAAAGAAUGUUUCCGGUGUGGGGGCUCACAYCCCCCCUUUAAAUGCCCAUUUAAGAAUGAACAGUGUUUUUCCUGUAAAAGGAGGGGGCACACAAAGGCCAUGUGUCGGGAGAGACACAGAUCCAGGAACUGUAACCUAGUAGAAGAAGAGGACCUAGAGUUUGAGGACCCAGGAAUUGAGGAAAACAUGAAUCACAUUAGUGAUACCAAGGGGAAACCCAUCAUAGUUGUGGUAGAAGUGAAGGGAAAUGCAACCCCUUUUGCACCCUUGGAGUUUGAGCUAGACACUGGGUGCCCGGUCACCUUGAUAGAUSAAGAAACAAUCAAGGGCAUGUUUGGAGGGAAGGUACCUAAAUUACAGCCAUCGCCAUUAAGGCUCAAGUCGUACACAGGUCAGAGAGUAAAUGUAUUGGGAACAGUUGCCCUAGAGCUAAAGUACAAUGGUCAAGUAAGAAAAGCUGAAGUUCAUGUUACCAAGGGGGGAGGCCCACUGCUUUUAGGAAGAGACAUUAUACAGGGUCUUUCAGUCAUGACUGUGAACCAGAUAAGGCUAGGAGGAGUAUUGAAAAAACAUGGUGACCUCUUCAAGGAGGAACUGGGUACCAUAAAAGGGGUUACUGCUAWGAUAAAUGUGGACCCCACUGCCACGCCCAAGUUUUUCAAACCCAGGUCCUUGCCCUAUGCAAUGAAGGGUAAGGUAGAGGCCGAAAUUGACAGGCUUGUGUCAACAGGCACCCUCAAACCAGUCCAGUUUUCUGACUGGGCUGCCCCAGUGGUUCCUGUGUUAAAGCCAGAUGGGUCCAUAAGGUUGUGCGGGGACUAUAAGGUUACAGUAAACCAAGCCUCAAGGCUUGAUCAGUUCCCACAUCCCACGUUUGAUGAUAUCGCAGCCAAAUUGGCUGGAGGGCAGAAAUUUUCCAAGUUAGAUCUAAGCCAUGCUUAUCAACAGUUACUGUUAAAUGAAGAGUCAUCACAGUACGUAACAAUCAAUACCCAUCGAGGAUUGUUCACCUAUACCCGACUUCCUUUUGGGGUGUCCAGUGCCCCAGCCAUAUUCCAGAGGACCAUUGAGGGUAUCCUGCGAGGAAUUCCCCGGGUGGCAGUCUACAUUGAUGAUAUCUUGGUCACAGGAGCCAAUGAUGCAGAACAUUUGCAAAUCCUAGAACAAGUGUUAUCCAAGCUGGAGGAAGCGGGCUUAAGGCUAAAGGAAAGUAAGUGUGUUUACCUGGCUGAGAGUGUCACAUACCUUGGUCGUGUGAUAGACGCACAGGGAAUCCACCCUGUGAAAGACAAGGUGCAAGCACUGACAGAAGCAAGGGCACCUAAUGAUGUCUCUGAGCUGAAAGCCUACUUGGGACUGCUGAACUACUACAAUCGGUUCCUACCGAGGUUAGCAACCACCCUAGCACCGUUGCAUAAGUUAUUGCGAAGCGAGGAACUUUGGAAAUGGAGAAAGGAACAACAGGAGAGUUUUGAGAAGUCUAAGGAGCUGAUCAUGUCUGCAGAUGUGUUAGUCCAUUAUGACCCAGAUCAAGAGCUGUUAUUACAGUGCGAUGCUUCCCCUUACGGCGUCGGAGCGGUGCUGUCACACCGCAUGGCUGACGGUGCUGAUAAACCUAUCGCAUUUGCAUCCAGAACCCUUAACGCAGCUGAGAAGAACUACUCACAAUUAGAUCGAGAAGGACUGGGCGUCAUAUUCGGCCUGAAGAAAUUCCACAAGUAUUUGUAUGGACGCCAUUUUAGGAUCUUGACAGACCACAAGCCCCUCGAGACAUUGUUCAAUGAAAAAAAGCAGGUGCCAACCACCGCCUCACCAAGAGUCCAAAGAUGGGCUGUGACCCUAAGAGGUUAUGACUACACCAUCCAGUACCGAGCGGGAAAAGAGAACGGAAAUGCGGAUGCUUUCAGCAGAUUACCCUUACCAGUAAGUCGGCAAGUGCAGGAAGAGGACAGAGUACUUCUCAUUCAAGAGCUGGAGGGGUUCCCCUUAACAGCKGAGCAGAUACGUACCUGGACCCAACGUGACCCGGUGCUAGCACAUGUAAAGGAAUACCUUUUACGAGGAUGGCCUGACGAUAGCACCUUGGAUGAUCCAUUGAUGAGGCCAUACCAGACAAAGACGUUGGAGUUGAGCGUGCACGAGGGAUGUGUGCUUUGGGGUGCGCGAGUCGUGAUUCCACCAGUAGGGAGAGAGCAGGUGUUGAAGGAGCUGCAUCGAGCACAUACAGGUAUUAACCGUAUGAAAGGAUUAGCACGUAGCUAUGUGUGGUGGCCGUCUAUGGAUAAGGACUUAGAGAACUUAGCCCAACAAUGUGAAACCUGUCAAGUACACCGUAAGGCACCGGCGGCAGCUCCCUUGCUCCCCUGGGAGUGGCCGGACCAACCAUGGAAACGACUACACAUGGAUUACGCAGGUCCAUUUAUGGGCCAAAUGUUCUUGGCUGUUGUUGAUGCCCAUUCCAAAUGGAUUAAUGCAGAGAUURUGAGCUCCACUACCUCGGCUGCCACCAUAUCUAAGCUUCGGGCGAUGUUUGCAACUCAUGGGCUACCGGAGGUGGUCGUCUCUGAUAACGGGUCUAACUUCACUAGUCAAGAGAUGGAGGAAUUCUUGACUCAGAACGGUAUAGUGCAUGUCACGUCCGCACCUUACCAUCCCGCAACUAAUGGCUUAGCCAAAAGAGCAGUACAGACCAUAAAGGAAGGACUAAAGAAAGAGCGAGGAGAUAGCAUUGAGACUCGACUUCAGAAGUUGUUAUUCAACUACAGGAUAACACCUCAGACAACAACUGGGAAGUCUCCAGCGGAAGCAUUGAUGGGACGCAAGUUGCGAUGUAGACUAGACUUGCUACAUCCAAACCUACAAGGAAAGGUUCAACAAAAACAGAGCAAGAUGAAGGAAGUACAUGACCGUCAAGCCCACCCACGCGUGUUCACGGUUGGCAACCCAGUGUAUGUCCGGAAUUUUGGAAGCGGGUUACGCUGGAUCCCSGGGGUAAUUCAGGAAACUACAGGCCCGUUGUCCUACACAGUUACCCUAGUGGAUGGCCGGGGAGUACGCAGACACAUAGACCAUGUGCGUAGUCGGCAUCCCGAGAAAGCCACCGGAUCGCCUCCACAGGGGGACUCGGUGGCUAUAACCCAAGAGGUUGUCAAGGAUGGAGAACAGAAGGUGGAAGAAGAAGGGCAGGAUAACCAUGUCAUGCUGCAGUCACCAAGGGAUGUUGUCACUCUAGCUACAGAGCCCCUUCCAAGCAACGUCGAAGAGCGGCCUACCACAAGUUGUGAUGCGGUUGCCUGUACAGAGGCGUUACAACAAUAUCCCACAGAGUCUGAGAGGGUGAUAGUGGCCAAAAAAAUUGUUAAAGCCUAUCCCUUUACAAAAGRCAAAAAGAUACUGGCAUCAUCAAAUGAAUGGGGCUCUUGGGAACAGAAAAUUAAACACCGAAUAAAAAGGCUGCAGAGGUCUUCUGCUAGAAGGAGUAUUGCAUACCGAAAAGUAGGUGAUCCUGGCAGCACACCAGGUUCAUCAAAGAAGACCUCGAGAAAAACAGAAGAGAUGUGGUCUUCAGUUCCAGAAAUUCCAGAAGACGAGACUGAUGAAACCUUGGGGRAAAGGUUAAGCAGCUCAAGAAAAUUUGCCGCAGUAGCAGACCAGACCAAUCUGCUGUCCAAACCCUAA
Actinia tenebrosa (Australian red waratah sea anemone) is the source of this 3759-nucleotide messenger RNA. RefSeq lists its product as uncharacterized. The record is from RefSeq and is a predicted model, not a curated record. Lineage: Eukaryota; Metazoa; Cnidaria; Anthozoa; Actiniaria; Actiniidae.